UUCUUUUUUUUUUUUUUUUUUAAUGUCAAAUAUUAGUUUUGCUACACUGUUUUAAAUUUUCUAAAUUUUCACUCUGCAGAUUUAAUUAAAAAGAUACUCUCGUGUAAUAAAUUUACGAGUAUAAGUAAUUGAACCGAAGAUAAAUCUCUUUGCAAUUGUUCGGAAACUUUCGUAUCGUUGUAUAAGUUUCUUAAAAUUGGAACAUCCAAUAUAAUAUUCUUAACGAGAGUUGGUGAAUUGUAAUUCAAUUAUCAAUCAUUUAAAUUGAACGUGAAUCAAAAGUUUCGUAGCUGUGAACUAACUUUUACACGAGAGUUUAACGCAUAUCGAUGAUUCGUUUUAGUAGCUAGUUUCUUGUUACAUCAAAUUGUUAAUUAAAAAAUAUAUAACAAAAUUAAUUAUCGACACUAUUCAAAGAAAUACACAUUUAAUAAAAUAAUUUUACUAGUUCUAAAAUAAUAUAAAUAAAUUAAUCGAACGAUUCAACAAUCAAUGAUAUUUCCAUUCAGAAAAACUAUCUUCACACUUUAAAAGAAUUCUUUGCUCGUUUUAACCUUUGAAAUAUCGUUUAAUCGAAAAUGUUAAAAUAUAUAUAUAUGCAUAUCCAUCCAGAUGAUUAUUCAAAACUUUUAAUACAUGGUAUCGUUAUCAAUAAUCGCCUCUACGAUUCCUCGCGUUUAUUGGCAAUUCAAGGGAAUUAAUAUAAAUUGUUCAACUUCUCGAAAGAUCGAACAUCUUUGCGUCCCUCCUCUCCGCGCUCAGUAUACAAAGUUCUCUCUACGAAACUAAUCACGACAAAACGGAAUCGUCGUUCGUUUCAUCCAAGUUUUUUUUCCUUUUUUUUUCUCCGGAAGUUUCACCCAAGUUUUAUAAUAAAUAUGUAAAAGUUAAUAUCGAGGCUUUUAAUAACGAAAUUCUAACGGAGGGCGCCCCCCUAAUUUAAUUACGCGAACAUGGCGGAACUCCACGGAUGAGGAUACGAUUCGAAAGUUUCCGGUUUCUUUCGAAACUUUUCGCCAAAUCUGGAUGAUAAGUAACUGCUAAGUCGCGGACCAACGAUUCCCUUUUUAACGAGACAACUUUCCUCGCCGAUCCGGAAAGAGAGCUUUCCCCUUCGCGCCCUUUUAAUUACAUCCGCAACGUCUCCCGAUCGCCUGUAUCGGAUGCACAAAGCGAAAAUGGAAAGGGACUGCCAGUUUUCGAAAGAUGAGCUCGGUUGACGAGUUGCAUACAAACGGAAUGUAUUUUAAUAACGCGGCUGUAAUUAGAUCUCUCUCUCGGAAACGUGUGCAACGUUAAUGCUUAGAUACCGGCAGAAUUCGCAGAAAUUCCUGAACCAAUCUGCUCGAAUUGAUUAAAAAACAUAUUUCAUUGUGUUUGGACGAAAUUUUCAUAAAUUUAUCGAGAGUAUGAAUAUAAAUAUAAUUUGGGGAAACGAGAAUAUGUAAAUAUAACGUAUUUAAAAAUUAGCGAGAGAAUGAUCCGGAUAAGCACACGUGGAAAUUUAAAGCAGUCUUGAUUAAUUAUAAUAAAGGAUCUGUUCCUCGAAUAAUAGCGUUUAAAGGAUUAACAGUUCAUGGAUUCAGAUAUUCGCUCGACUAAGAACGACCCAACGUAUCUAAUCAAAUUAUGAGAUUACGUUCAGAAAGAAUGAGGAAUAAUCAAUCGCGUGCAAAAGAAAAUAUUUUUUGGCCGAUGUUCUAUAAUUUAAAAACCGUGGCGGAAGUAAUCGUAAAUCGUGCUCGCACACCGAACCAGUUUCCCGAUAAAUAAAUAAUAUCGGUGAAUGAAAAACGUUAUCGUACCUAACCGUCAUCGAGAUUUGAACGAAUUUAUUUACGCGGCCCCAAUAAAACAGACCGGUCUGACGUUAAAUCAGAUUAUCGAUCUUCAUCGAUGACCGCGGUCGUGUGGCAGCAAAAGUGUGACUGCCGCUGUGAAAUAUACAUCACCCUAACCUGGCUUCCUCUUUCGCGUAUACACGUAUCCAGGCUAAAUGUUUUGUCCUGCGUUGGGGCAGUUUCGCGCUUAGGCGCGACGAACUGUCUAUAAUCGGUUUACGACCGUAAAUUCGCUUACAUCGAUGACUCGUCCCCAUUGGCGGCCGAGGAACAGUUACGUUACGGAUAACCUGUAAAAAUAUGAUACGGCGAAUGGAUGGAAUGGGAAUUUAGAGGAUCGGGAACGAAGUAAGGACACCGAUCGUUCGAAUGCCCAAACGCGGUUUUACGUUCCUUUAAAAGUGGCAAGUCUUGUACCGUAACCGUUGAUAAUGGUCUUGAUGCGAAUUCAUAGCCUUUUCCUUUAUGAACGGACUUAUGAAUUAUGUAUUUUAUUCAAGUCAAAGCGUUUAUCUUUCUUGUCGUUUUUCCCCCUUUUUAACAAUGUUUGGCCAUUAUCAUCCCUCGUGGAGAAACUUGCUGCGAAUGAACGUCGUAAGAUUAAAUACGGGCGCGUUAUUUUAGUCGCCGGAAAUUGAAUGUUAAAAUGUUACUUACGAUGAAUUUAAUUUAUAAUUUUUUAAUACGGGUAUACUGCUACACUUGCAUCGAAUGAUCUUGCUCGAUACGUUUAUUAUAAAUUAAUCUUAAAUGACCGAAAUCGUGGAAUUAAAAUAAAAGAAAUUAUUCGAGUGGUAGAUAACUCAAGGGGGGAGGGAAUGAUUGGUUAGAAUAAAUCAAUCUAUAUAUUAAAAUUCCUUUUCCCUCAGCUUCUGAACCCGGCUCUCCGUUUCCUUCUUAUAGGUACAGAUCGAUCUUAAAAUUCUCGUCUCGGUUUGCAAUUACGUUGAAAAACUUGAAAAGAUUAGCCGUAGGAUAAUGGCGUCGUUGGAAUCGGACGAUUUCCCGAACGAGCCGUGCUGUUGCUGCAGUUACAAUCCCUUCAAAGACACUUCCAAAGAGUCGGAGAUCCAGGACCUCUCGUUUGCCCUGAGGAAGCUCACGAUAAUGAAGUGUCAGAUGAAGAAGUGGCGAAUGGAAAGACUUCAGCUCGAGAGCGAAAAUAGGUGUAAAUGCGGAUGAGAUAUUGAAGCCCGAUCCACUGCUGGUGCACUCCCGGGAAGAAAUCGAAAGGCUGCAAAAUGCAAACGCGGCGCUCGAAGAUAAAGUGAGGGAUCUGGAGGAAACUCUCGCCGAACGAGACUGUUGCGACGAUCCUGGCGCCACGAUUUUCUUCCUCAGGGAGAAGAUGAGAUAUUUUAGGGAGCGUUUCGCGCUUGAAAAGAAAGAAUUGCGAGACAUGAUAUCGGAAUUGAAGUUGAAAUUGGCGCGGACCGAGGAGGACGUCAGCUGCCCGGCGAUACAUCGUCUAAGGGCGAAGCUUCGUGACCUGAUGAAAGGAGAGCCAAUCGAGACGUUGGUGUCCAUCUCGAAGAGCUGCGAAGAUCUGCGUUCCGAGAACGAAAAGCUUAAGACCGAAGUGGCCGAUUUGAAACGCGCGUUGGCCCUGUGUGAGCAAAAGAUGAAAGAUAUAGAGGAGCCGAGGGAAGUGAAAGUGGUCGAGACGGUCACUGUGCCUGAAUACAUCGAUAUCGAAGAUUUGUUGAACAAAUUGAAUAAUUGCGAGCAAACGGUGGCCAAUCUGACCAAAGAGUUGGAGGAGAAGAACAAUCAAAUCGAUACGUUGAACAAGGAAUUGGAGCAGAUGGUCAUUUUGAAAAGUCUGGAGGAGCAAAUAGCGAUAAUGAAACAGGAUCUCAAGAAGAAAGACGAGAAGAUUUCGGAUCUUCUGAACACGUUAAGACAAUCAGAGAUAAACUUGCUCGGUUUGGAAGGUUUGAAAGCUAAGCUGGAACACCUGGAGCCGGAAUUGUACGAACUGAGGGAAUCGAAAGGCGAAAUAAUGGAGGAGUUAAACACGAUGCGCGACACAUUGAAGGAGAGGAACGAUCAAAUAAUACAGAUAUUGGAAGACAAGGCUAAGCUGGAGGAAUAUUACAAGAGCAAGGUUGAGGCGUUAGAGGCGAGGCUCGAUGAUCAGGCGAGUUUGAACGAGAAGCUCGAGAAUCUGAGGAAUGAGUUGGAGGAGCAAAGGAUAAAGAACAAAGAACUCGAGGCGUGUUGCAAGGACAUGGAUGUCCUCGAGAUGAAGCUAUCAGAGUUGGAGAAGGAGCUGGAGGAUAACAGAGGCGAGCUCGAGAGAUUGCAAAAGGAAAAUUUGGAUCUGAAGAAUGAGAUAGAGGUGGAAAGGAUGGAGAACGAUAAACUUCGCGACCAGUUGGAAGAGUCGAAAAAGUUGAAGGAGGACAACGAAAAUUUAUGGGCUGAGCUCGAACGGUUGCGAGGCGAGAACGAUGAUUUGAUGGGACAGAAGAAGGCGCUCGAGGAUUUAAAUAAACAGUUAAACGAGGAUAACGAGAGCAUGAAGCGAACGAUGGGCAAUUUGGAGACGCAAAUCGACGAUCUCUCGAAUAAAUUGAGCAACGUGGAGCGAGAACGGGACGCGUUGCUGGACGAGAAUGAGAGUGUGAAGAGGGAGCUGGAACGAACGUUGACGGAGAACGAAAAUCUGAAAACGGAAUUGGACAAGGCCGAUGAACAACUCGACAAACUGAAAACGGAGAAGAACGAGUUGCAGAGGAACUUGGACGCGAUGAAACUCGAGAAUGAGACGUUGAAGGAGGAUGUAAAGGCUUUGAAGGACGACCUUGAAGAGUCGAAGAGAGAGGUAGACGAGAUGAAAGCGGCCGGUGAUGCGUUAAAGGAUAAGGAGGAGUUAAAGGACGUGGAGUUUCGAGAACUGCAACAAAAUAUGCAGAACUUGAAGACCGAAAAUGGCGAGUUGAAGAAAGAAAACGACGAUUUGAAAACGAGAACUUCGGAAUUGGAACACAAGUUGGACAACGCUAAGAAAGAAUUGGACAAAGUGGAGUCGGAGAAUGCCGAUUUACGUGCUAAAAUCGAUAAUUUGGAAAGGGAAUUGGAAAAAAACAAGAAAGAGAUCGAGCAAUUGAAAUCAGAGAUAUCUACGUUGAAGGAUGCUCUCGAUAAAUGUGUGGACGAGAUGGAAAAACUGAAGGUAGAGAACGAGAAGCUUAAGACGGAGGACAUGAAGGUCGAAGCGACCUGGUUGGACGAAAAUGUGAAUUUGAAAGCUAAAAACACGGAAUUGGAAGAAAAUUUGGCCAGCACUGUAAAGGAAUUGGACAAAAUGAGAUCGGAAAACGCCGAUUUACUCAACGAGUUGAAUCGUUUGAAGCAGGAAUUGGAAAAUGGUAGAAAGGAGAUCGAUCAAUUGAAAUCCGAGAUAGCUUCUCUGAAAGACGCUCUCGAGAAGUGUGUUGACGAGAUAGAAAAGCUAAAAACUGAGAACAAGGAUCUUAAAUCGGAAGUUCAAGGCUUGGAAUCUGAAAGGGAUCGCUUGACGAACGAAGUUGCCGAUCUGAAACCAAAAAUUUCAGAACUGCAAGAAAAAUUAACCGAGGCUAGCAAAAAGUUGGAUGAAGCGAAAGUAGAAGAUAGCGAUUUGCGUGCUGAAGUGGAUCGUUUGAAAAAGGAAUUGGAAAAUGCUGGGAAGGAGAUCGAUCAAUUGAAAACCGAGAUGAGCUCUUUGAAAAACGGUCUUAACAAAUGUGUGGAGGAGAUGGAAAACUUGAAAAAUGAGAACAACGAGUUGAAAUCUCAAGUUCAUGGACUUAGGGGCGAGGGGGACAGUUUAGCCAGUGAAUUAACUAACAUGAAGGACGAAAAUUCUACUUUGAAAGAUGAGAAAGAUCGAUUGAACAAGCAAUUGGCGGAGAAUAAGACGGAAAAUGAAAGAUUGAAAAAGCAGAAUGAUGAAUUAGAAAGUGAGAAUACGAAGGUAAAAAAUGAGUUGGAAUCUUGCAAGAAUGAAAAUAACAAUUUGAAAGACGAAAAUAACAAAUUGAAGGACGAACUUGAAAAAUUACAAGAACAAUUGAAAUCGUUGAACGAUGAAACGAAUAAAUUAAAAAGCGAGCUCAAGGAAACUGAAGAUAAAAUUCAGAUUUUGGAAUCGCAGUUGUCGCGUGCACGAAGCGAGAACGAGAAAUCGCAAAAUGAAUUGACGGUUUUGAGAAACGAGAUGAACGAAUUAAAAGCUAAAUUAGAUAGAGAAAUGCUCGACAAUACAAAUAUGCGAAACGCUUUGAAAAUAUUGGAGGAUCAAGUGCAAGAUUUGAAUAAGAAACUGGACAACUGUAGAGCGGAGAACGACGAUUUGAAACAGGAAAAUAAAGAUCUUAAAGCGAAGUUAUCGGAGACGGGAGAAGUUGUAUUGAAUUUGAAGACGGAAUGUGAUAAUUUGAAAGAAGAUAUUAUCAAUUUGCAGAAAACAAUCGAACAACUGAAACAGAAAAUCGCUGAUCAGGAAGCGGAGAUAGACCAUUGGAAAGUGGAGCAUUGUAAAUUCGAAUUGGAUAAUGAAAAAUUAAAAGCUGAUCUCGAGAAAAUGUUGAAAGAUUUAAGCGAAUGUCAGACUGCGAAAAAAGCUAUUGAAUCGGAUCUGAUCAAACUGAAAAACGAGAAAGACGAUCUGAAUAAAAAAUUGACCGAUUUAACGUCGCAAUUGGACCAACAGAAGAAAACAUUGGAAGCGGAAAAAUCGGCCAAAGAUAAGAGUGAUAUACAAAUCGCUUCCUUGAAUUCCGAACUAGAAGCGUUGAAGAUAGAAUUAGAAAAAUUGAGAGCGGAUAACAGCAAGUACAGAAGCGACAUAGACGAUCUAGGAAAACAACUGGCAUCGGCGAAGAACGAGUUGAGUGAUUGCAGAGAGGAAAUCUUUGUGUUGAAAAACGCCAAUAGCGCGUUAAAGUCCGAAUUGGAACCUCUGAGGAGUUUGAAGGAUGAUUACAAUAGAUUGACAACCGAAUUGGACGGUCUGAAAUCUGAGAACACGAAACUUCUUCAAGACAAGAGAAGUUUGGAGGACGAGUUCGGGAAAUUGAGAGGAGAGGGUGAUGGGCAGAGGGUGGAGAUCGACAGAUUGAAGACGAAUUUGGACGCGGAGAAAACGGCCGCGGAAAAAUUAAGAUCGGAUCUUCAAAGUUGCAAGACUGAAAAUGAUAAAUUGCAAUCGCAAAUCAACGAGAUGAAGAGGAAUCUGGAUAAAAUGGAAACGGAGAAUGAUCGUUUGAAGAGGGAGCUCGACGAGUCGAAGAAGAAGCUCGAGGAUAUGGAGGCAAAGAUGAAGUCUCUGGAAAAUCAGUUAACGAAUUUAUCAGCGGAGAAAGAAGAAUUGGUCAAGGAACUCUAUCGUACGCGUGAAGAUUUGAACAAUCUCAGAAACGAAUUGGAGAAACAAACGGCUGUCAAAGAUACAAUGGCAAAGGAAUCGACCAAUCUGAAAGAGGAGUUGAAAGCGUUGAAGGAGGAAUUGAAUAAGACUCGUGAUGAAAAUGACAAGCUGAAGAACGAGAAUGACAAGCUGAAUGCGGAAAUAGCAAAAUUGAAUAAACAAUUGGACGCAUUGAAAGAUGAAAGUGCGAAUCUGAAGAAUGAGAUCGAGAAUCUGAACGAGAGGAACACGGAAUUGUCUAAAGAAUUAACCGUGGUGAAAGAUAAUUUGAAGGGCAUGGAGACUCAAUUGAACAAUCUGAAAAAAGAGAAUGACGAUUUGAAAAAUAAAAUCGAUACUCUCGAGGACUCGAUACAGGAGGUUGAUAAUUUGAAGAAACAGUUGGAAGAGGCUCAAAAGGAAUUGGAUAAGCCGAGCCCGGAAUUGGAUGCAUUAAAAUCAGUCAAUAAAAAAUUGCAGGAUGAUUUAGAUAAUGCGAAAAACGAAUCGUUAAAUUUGAAGAAUGAUUUGGAUAAUUUGCGAAACGAUUACAAUAAUUUGCAAAACGAUUACAAUAAUUUGCAAACUGAACUUGCUAAUCUGAAAGAGGAGAGAGAUACAUUUAGAGAACGUGCUGCCGCGUUGGAAAAAGAUCUGGUCAGGGUGAAGAGGGAAAAUGACGAAUUGAAAGAUCAAAACACGACACUUAGAACAGAAUUAGACGAUUGCCAAGAGGAGAAUAAUAGGUUGCUUAAAGAAUUGGAGAAGCUGAAGUCGGAGAAUGUGAAAUUGCAAGACAACUUGAUCAAUGCGAAAAGCGAAGCGGAUAGAUUAAAAGAAGAUUUGAACAAAUUGAAAAAAGAUUAUACCGACUUGCGGGUCGAUUUGACCAAGGCGAGGGAAGACAGAGACAUAAGAAAGGAAAAGGAUAUGGAGCUGGACAAAGAGAUUGACGAGUUGAAGGCCACAAAUGCAAAAUUGAAAAGCGAUUUAUACGAUUGCCAGAAAGAGAACGAAAAAUUGCGCAAACAACUGACUAAAUUAAAAACAGAAAAUGACAAACUGAAAAAAGCUUUAGAUAAAGAUUUGGAUCAAAAAGAGACAGAAAUCGACAAAGACAUUCUGGAUGAUUGCAGCGAGUAUAUUGAAGCAAACAAAAUACUGCGGAAAAAUUUUGAAAAUCAGUUAAAAGGUGUACAACGUCUUCGAGAUUACAUUAAUUAUUUAGACGGUAAGGGUGCAGAACCUAAAAUGGCGGAUAAAUUGGAAGAAUCAGAAAUGAAUAAUCCAAUAAAUACAACAAAGGAUAUUGAGGAUUUGUUGAAGAUGUCUCAAAAUUUAAGUAUCAAUAUUAAUAAGGCGGAACAAGAAAUACAAAAUCUUGCUAAAUUAUUAAAACCUGUGGAACUUGGUGCCUUCGAUCCUGAUGGUUGGUUAAAUUCGUUGACACUUACGCAAUUGGCAGAACUUCAUGACAAGAUAUGUGAAUUGACAUCAGACAUGGUGCAACAAGAUUCCAAAGCUGUCCCAUGUGAAGCAUCUCAACGAUCAGAGAAUUCGACGGAUGUUUUGAACAAACGUAUAGCUGCUUUGCAGAAACAGAUUGCGGAAAAGCAAAUGGAGGCAGGAUGGAAGCUUCAGGAGCUGAAGAGAGCUCUUAGAAAUGAGCAGGCUAAUUUAAUUCGAUUGUCCAAUGAGAUGAAUUUGGAGAGACAACGCAAUUUUAAUCUUCAAUCUAGGAUGGAUUAAUCUUCUUGUUUGAAGAGAUGUAAUUUUCUUUUCAAACAAUUAUGUUUUCCAAAAUAUUUCACCGAUCGGCAUGUAUUUGAUCUUUAUUACUUAUGAUUAUAUCGAUAAGUCUGUGUAAGUAUGAAUCAUAUAUCAUCAAUUAUAUAUCUGUACUUCGUCCAAUAACAUAGUAAUCAUCGAUGUAAGUGUAUAUAAAUGAAAAGUAGAGAUUUAAAUUUUUUCAUACAUAACUGUUUCAAUUUUUCUAUUUGUUUAUACUUGUGUAUAUCUAGUAAUAAAUUUAUAAAUUCUAGUGACUCAUAUCUAUAAGAAAUGACACACACAUUAAAAGAGGAGUCAUACCAAACAAUAUUCCAGAAAGAACAGUGAUUUAGAAUACUUUGAAAAAAUGUUCCUUUUGAACACAGUUUACUAAACUUAUCAAAAUAAUCUUUACGUUUACAAUUCUUUUACAAUUAUUGGAAGAGGUUUUAUUCAGAAUUAAUGAUGAAUUAUAUUUAAGAGACUAUACAUACCUACAUUAAAUUAAAUUAUAAUGAUUUAUAUACAGCACAAACCAUACGUAUAUAUAACAAUGAUAUAUUUGGAAUAAGAAAUGAUUAUUAAA
This is a messenger RNA of Apis cerana (Asiatic honeybee), 9592 nucleotides long. RefSeq lists its product as uncharacterized. NCBI's taxonomy places the organism in Eukaryota, Metazoa, Arthropoda, Insecta, Hymenoptera, Apidae. Gene Ontology annotation, cellular component: cytoskeleton. The record is from RefSeq and is a predicted model, not a curated record.